Messenger RNA from Musa acuminata subsp. malaccensis (wild Malaysian banana), 1276 nucleotides. RefSeq names its product protein SAR DEFICIENT 1-like. NCBI's taxonomy places the organism in Eukaryota, Viridiplantae, Streptophyta, Magnoliopsida, Zingiberales, Musaceae. Gene Ontology annotation, molecular function: calmodulin binding; sequence-specific DNA binding; DNA-binding transcription factor activity. Gene Ontology annotation, cellular component: nucleus. The record is from RefSeq and is a predicted model, not a curated record. Gene Ontology annotation, biological process: regulation of salicylic acid biosynthetic process.
CUCUCUCUCUCUCUCUCUUAUUCCCUUUCUUCGUAAUUUCUUCCUCGCUGAGAGUGCUGAACAUGGCGGGCAGACGGCUCCGGGGCGACUCCGACGAGAGCCCACCGGAGCAGUCGGAAGAAAAGAGGAUGAGGCGUCUGCCUUCCUUCUCAACAGUGACAGAAGAAGCUGCGGUAGCAAACAAGUUGCAGACUGUGCGCUGCGCAUUGGAGCCACUGCUUCGCAGAGUGGUCCGAGAAGAAGUGGAGAGAAUACUCAUCCACAGCACACGUUUAUCUCAGAGCUGUUUCCCAAAGCAUAAUGAAGCUGCAGAGCCAUCAAGCCUGAAACUCAUCUUCGUGAACCAGCCAUCACGGCCCAUCUUCACUGGAGGCAGAAUUGAAGACACCGAAAACAAUCCACUGCAGAUCCUCGUUGUCGAUACGAAGAAGAGCGUGGGAGUUCCUCCGUCCUCCUUACUCCCAUCACCUCUCAGAGUAGAACUCGUAGCACUGGAUGGAGACUUUGUUUCCGGGGAUGAGGACGACUGGACCAGCCAUGAGUUCCAAAGCAAGAUAGUGAGAGAGAGAGCCGGGAAGAGGCCACUGCUCGUUGGAGAUGUUAAUGUCACGCUAACAGAUGGAGUCGUGCUCAUACCCGAGCUAUGCUUCACUGAUAAUUCUAGCUGGACGAAGAGUGGCAAGUUCAAGAUCGGUGCAAGAACUGUGCCCGGGAGCUACACCGGACCAAGGAUUAGAGAAGCCAUGACGGAGCCUUUCAAGGUUAAGGAUCACAGAGGAGAAUCAUACAAGAAGCAUCAUCCACCAGCUCUGGGCGACGAGGUAUGGCGGCUGGAGAAGAUCAGCAAGGACGGCGUGUUCCACAGGAAGCUCGCCGCCAACAACAUCAACACGGUGCAGGACUUCUUGAAGCUGUGGCACGUCGACCCGGAUCGCCUUCGCCAGAUUCUGGGAAAGGGGAUGUCGGACCGGACGUGGGAGGCGACCAUCGGGCACGCGAAGGAGUGCGUCGUGGGCGACAAGCUCUACCUGCGCCGCAGCCCCAAGUGCGACCUCCUCCUGAACCCAGUCUGCGAGGUGGUGGCCGUCGUUGCAGGCACCGCCGCGUUCGCCCCGCAGCAGUUCAACAGAGCUGCUGACAGAGCUUACAUACACCAAUUAGCGCGAGAAGCGUACGCAAACUGGGAUCAUUUGGAAGAGUACGAAGGAUCAUCUCAUGCGACCAGUAUGCCUCAGCAACAAAGUUUGGUAAUAUGAGUAGUACCUUGGAAUUAAGA